AUGGACGCUCUAAACUCCCAAUGUGUACUAUACACCUUUCCCGUCGCAGCCGUGAUUGCGCUCGUCGCGCUGAAAUGGCUGUCCGAUCCGCUGAGAAGGAUCCCAACCGUCGGCGGGUCGUCGCUCCCCGGACUAUCCUACUUCUCCGCUCUGCGUUUCCUCCACGAUGGGAAGAUCGUGUUAGCUGAGGGAUACCAGAAGUACUAUGGUCGCCCCUUCAAGGUGGCCACCCCCGACAGGUGGGCGGUCAUCGUCAGCGGCCCCGAGAUGACGGAAGACCUCCGAACGCGCCCGGACGACGAGAUGUCUUUCUUGGAGACCGCCGAAGAUAACUUGCAUACGCACGCGACCAUCGGGCGCCAGUGGAUCGACGAUCCGUACCAGUUCGACCUCGUGCGCGGGAAGCUCACGCGCUCGCUGCCCGCGAUCGUUCCAGACGUUGUACAGGAGAUCUCUUUGGUCGUUCCGCAGUUCAUCCCCGCCAAGGGCGACGAGUGGGCGGCCGUGACGAUGUUCCCGACGGCGCAGAAGAUCGUCGCGCGGCUCAGCAACCGCGUCUUCGUCGGGACGCCGUUGUGUCGCAACGAAGAGUUCCUGGAUCUCACCAUCCAGUUCGUGCGGGAGAAGUUCCCGUUCUUCUUGAAACCACUGGCGGGGCUCCGAUCGGGCCGCGUGAAAGCCAUAGUAGAGCGAGCGGUCACUCUGCUCGCUCCCAUCGUGGAGCAACGGAUGGCUGAGCUCCAGGAACACGGCGCCGACUGGGACGACAAGCCGUACGCCCGUUCUCUCUUCUCCUCCGCGUCACGCAAUCUGACCCUCGCGCCGUCGCCCCGCGCAGAACGACAUGCUCACUUGGAUCCUCGAGGAGUCCAUCCCACGCCGCACGCCCCUGGCGGAGAUCGUCCAGCGCGUGCUCAUGCUCAACUUCGUCGCGACGAACACGACCUCGCAGAGCGCCACCCACGCGCUCUUCCACCUCGCCGCGGACCCCGCGCUGCUCGCCCGCUCCGGGCGGAGGCCGCCGCCGCGGUGGCCGCGCACGGCUGGACGAAGGCGGGCCUCGGCCGCCUCUGGAGGCUCGACAGCCUCAUGCGCGAGUCGCAGCGGACGAACGGGGUCUCCCUCUUGUCGGUGAUGCGCAAGGCGCUGAAGGACCUCACGCUGCGGGACGGCACGUCCGUCCCGCGCGGGACGCUCGUCGCCCCGUUCCGGUGGGCGGAGAUGCGGGGGGAGGACGCGGGCGAAGGCGUGAAGCACCAGUUCGUGAACACGUCCCCGCUGUACAUCCCGUUCGGACACGGGCGGCACGCGUGCCCGGGGAGGUUCUUCGCGGCGACGCAGAUGAAGGCGCUGCUCGCGCACUUGAUCGUCCACUACGACAUGGAGAUUGUCGGUGGGGCGGGCGGCCCGCGAACGAGUACUUUGCGGAGUUCGUCAUGCCCGACGGCACCGCGCAGAUCAGGUUCCGCGAGCGGCGGGAUGUUCCGGCGGGAGUCGAUCCUGACUUCGUGA
Epithele typhae is the source of this 1512-nucleotide messenger RNA. Its product is annotated as cytochrome P450. The transcript is spliced from 11 exons. The record is from RefSeq and is a predicted model, not a curated record. Gene Ontology annotation, molecular function: iron ion binding; monooxygenase activity; oxidoreductase activity, acting on paired donors, with incorporation or reduction of molecular oxygen. Lineage: Eukaryota; Fungi; Basidiomycota; Agaricomycetes; Polyporales; Epitheliaceae. Bases 1 to 1512 code for a protein of 503 amino acids.